AUGCCAAUGACCAAUCAAGGAUGGCCUGAGGAGUUUGGCUUUCGGAUUGGAGGGAAUGGUCCAUGCUACAUCCUCCAGGUAGAAGAAGGAAGCAGUGCCUGUCUGGCUGGACUCCAGCCUGGAGAUCAGAUCCUGGAGAUUGAAGGCCAACCAGUAACCUCCCUGAAUUGCCAGAGCCUGGUGACCUUCGCUCAGCAGUGUGAGAACGUACCUCCCAGCAUUGGAGUGGUGUCCCGGGUCCAGCAGAUUGAGCUUCCUCCUGGUCCUGAUGGUAGCUUUGGUUUUACCCUGUUGAGAGGCAUCCCCCUGCAAGUGGGGAACAUUAACACUGGCUCCCCCGCAGAAGAGGCUGGCCUUAAGGCUGAAGAUUACAUUCUAGAGAUUAACGGCAUCCCUAGCCCUGAAGCCGUGCACCUGGAGAGGAGGCACAAGGCCAAGGAGUUCAACAAAAAGGUGGAUGAAAUCCUUGGGGAUCAGCCAGAGUUGAAGGAAAAAGUGUUUGCUGUUUUAAAGCAGUACGCUUCAGAGCGGAAGGUGGACUAUUUAGCUUAUGCUCUCUCCAUGAUUCUCACCAGUGAGGAUCAUCAGAUGCUCAUUGACAACAUCAGGAUUUUCAUCCCCAAGAAGCACCGGCAGCGUUUUGAUGAGGUUGUGUCUCAGAGUCUCAUCAGCAAGCUCUGCCGGACCAAGAGGGAGCAGCAUACGCACCGGCUCCGCCGCAGCCGCAGUGAGGACCACCCUGAGCGCCUGAUGGUGUCUACGCGGGCCAGCUCAGUGCCACGAGGUCCAGAAGAUGUGGGAAAGGGACUGAGGAAAACCACCUCUCUUAUUGCCAGCAGAGUUGGCUCAGGUGCUGCCCGCAGGACAGUUCGAGUGUACAAAGGCAACAAAAGUUUUGGCUUCACACUUCGUGGUCAUGCCCCAGUGUGGAUAGAGUCUGUCCUGCCUGGGAGUCCAGCUGAAAACGCUUCCCUCAAGCCUGGGGACCGCAUCUUAUUCCUUAAUGGAUUGGAUAUGAGGAACUGCUCUCAUGACAAGGUGGUGUCCAUGUUGCAGGGCAGUGGGGCAAUGCCGACUCUCGUGGUGGAAGAAGGAUUGGUCCCGUUCCCCAGUGACUCAGAUUCUCUGGAUUCUCCCAACCCCUCCUCAGCACUGACUUCCCUGCAGUGGGUGGCAGAGAUCUUGCCUGGAAGCAUCCGAAUCCAGGGCAAGACAUUCGGCCAACAGUUGGAGCACCUGCUGACCCCUUCAGAGCGCUACACCAUCUGCAGAGCCCUAGAAUGCUUCUUCCAACACAGGAACAUCGAUACCCUCAUUGUAGAUAUCUAUCCUGUGCUGGACACUCCAGCCAAACAUGUCCUGUGGCAGUUCAUCUACCAACUGCUGACCUAUGAGGAGCAGGAGCACUGCCAGCAGAAGAUUGCUCGGUUUCUGGGCUACAAGUCUAUGACGGCAGAGCCAAAGCCAGAUUUGAACUUAGAAAGAUGAAGCGAGACAGAAGAGAGACCUCAGAGUUCCCUGCGGAUGGCCUCCAUGUGCCGGGGGAGUAUGAGAAAUCAGGGUUCAGAGGGAGCCAGCAGUGGAGGUCCCAGUGAAAGUGUGGAAAUUCCUAUUCCUGUGACUCCUGGAGAGCGCCAGGCUGGGGAUGGCACAUCCCUUCCAGAAACCCCAAACCCUAAAAUGAUGUCGGCUGUUUAUGCAGAGCUAGAAACCCGGUUGAGCAGUAGCUUCAAAGGAAAAAUGGGAAGUAUAUCCAAACCCAGAGCUUCCCCCCCAGUGGUAGAUCCACCAAAUAUCCCAGGGGCGCGGAAGUCUGGGUCAAUCAUCUCAUGGCCGAAUGACCCUCUCCCACCCCAGCCCUGCUAUUAUCAUCCAUGCCCCGGGAGCCUCCCCUCCCCGAGCAGCACAGAAUCCCAUCCCUACGUCAGCCUGGACAGCAGCCCAGCCCCUUCGCCCCAGCUCACAGCCAUGGCCAGCAGCCCCAGCCCCCCCACCUGCAGGAAAAAACUCUUCACUUUCUCAAGACCACCGCGGAGUCGGGACACAGACCGCUUCCUGGAUGCUCUCAGUGCGCAGCUGGGUGCCCGGGUUACCAUGGUGGAUGACUUUCUCACCCCUGAGAAUGACUACGAAGAGAUGAGUUUCCUUGAUGACCAGGGCAGCUGCGUGACCAACGAGUUAAGCAGUGCCAGCGAGUAUGUCAGCAGCAGUGAGGAGGGCAGCUCGCUGACCUACUCCUCCAUCUCUGACCACAUCCCCCCGCCGCCUCUCAGCCCGCCUCCUCCACCCCCACUCCAAUUCCAUGACCCCAAACCAGGCCCCCGGAACAUGGAUGGCCCUCUUAACACUGCCACACUGGCCAAGCCACUGGGGGCCCACUCCCACCAAGUCCCUCCCCCUCCUCCACCCCCUCUUCCUCCACCGGUCCCCUGCGCUCCCCCACUGCUGCACCGAGGCCUUGCACAUCGCCGCAGUGAAUCGAACCAUAUGAGCGUCAAACGUCUUCGGUGGGAGCAGGUGGAAAACUCAGAAGGCACUAUAUGGGGCCAGCUCGGGGAAGAUUCGGAUUAUGACAAAUUGAAUGACAUGGUGAAAUAUUUAGACCUGGAACUCCACUUUGGGACCCAGAAGCCGGCAAAGCCAACCCUUGCACCUGAGCCCUUUAAAAAGAAAGAUGUGGUCGAGAUUUUGUCUCAUAAGAAGGCCUAUAAUACAUCUAUACUCAUUGCUCACCUGAAGCUGUCUCCACCCGAGCUCCGUCAGAUCCUCAUGAACAUGGAGAGCGAGAGGCUGGAGCCCUCCCACCUCAAGCAGCUCCUUCUGUAUGCUCCCGAUGCCGAGGAAGAAAAGCGCUACCAGGGCUACAGGGAUACCCCCAGCCAGCUGAGCGAGCCUGACCAGUUUGUCCUGCAGAUGCUGUCUGUCCCAGAAUAUAAAACCCGGCUGCGAAGCCUUCACUUCAAGACUACCCUGCAGGAGAAAACUGAGGAGAUCAAAGGUAGCUAUGAGUGUGUGCACCAGGCCUCCCUGGAGCUCAAGAACAGCAAGAAGCUUGCCAAGAUCCUAGAGUUCGUACUUGAUGGUAACUAUCUCAACAAUGGACAGCCCAAGACCAACAAGAACGGCUUCAAGAUCAACUUCCUAACUGAGCUGAACUCAACUAAAACAGUAGAUGGGAAAUCCACCUUCCUACACAUUCUUGCCAAAUCACUGAGCCAACACUUCCCUGAACUCCUGGGAUUUGCCAAGGACCUUCCCACUGUGCCCCUUGCUGCCAAAGUGAACCAGAGGAUGUUAACUACCGACCUCACUGACCUGCACAUCACCAUCAGCGAGAUCCAGACGGCUUGCCAGAAAAUGCCUGCCACCAGCGAUGACAAGUUUGCUGUGGUCAUGACUUCCUUCCUGGAGAUGGCCCAGCCUGCUGUGCGGGCUCUCGAUACCCUUCAGCACAAGGCGAUGGAGGAGUUUAGCAGGGUGCUGUCAUUUUUUGGCGAAGACUCCAAAGUCACCACUUCUGAAGCCUUUUUUGGCAUCUUUGCAGAGUUUAUGAGCAAGUUCGAGCGGGCAUUCAGUGACGUGCAGGUGUGUGAGAGCCAGCGUAGCUCAGGAAUGGCCUCGCCCCUGGCCUGGUAG
This is a messenger RNA of Trichosurus vulpecula (common brushtail), 3636 nucleotides long. It is a transcript of the gene GRID2IP, whose product is annotated as Grid2 interacting protein. Gene Ontology annotation, molecular function: protein binding. The record is from RefSeq and is a predicted model, not a curated record. Lineage: Eukaryota; Metazoa; Chordata; Mammalia; Diprotodontia; Phalangeridae.